AUGGCACCCGAGCAAGAGCCUAGACGUCUGAUCAUCGUCUCCAACCGUCUUCCACUGUCAGUAAAACGGGAUGACGGCGGUUUUAAGUCCUCCCUCUCAAGUGGCGGUCUUGUUACGUCGCUGUCCGGUCUGACCAAGUCGACACAAUUCAGCUGGUUUGGAUGGCCUGGUAUCGAGGUGAAUGACCCUAACGACCGUGAGAAGGUGUCGAAGAGCUUGGCGGAGCAUAAUGCUGUGGGGAUCUUCCUGGAUAAUGCGCUGGCGAACGCGCACUAUAAUAAUUUUUCUAACUCCAUUUUAUGGCCAAUUCUCCAUUACCAAUCUGGUAUGACCUUUGACGACGGGCCAUGGCAAGCGUACCAAAAAGUCAACGAGCUCUUCGCCGAUGCCGUCGCUAAAGAAGCGAGAAAGGGAGAUAUAAUCUGGGUGCACGACUACCACCUGAUGCUCCUCCCCAAGCUCCUACGCGAGCGGUUAGUCAACAAGGGCAAGAGUUGCGCGAUUGGGUUCUCGCUACAUACACCAUUUCCUGCAAGCGACUUUUGGAGAGCACUUCCGGUGCGGAACGCCAUGAUCGAAGGUCUCUUGUCGAGCGAUUUGAUCGGGUUCCAUACAGAUGAAUAUAAGCAGAACUUCAUUGGGACCUGCGUGAAUUUGUUGGGCGCCCAAACCGGGGUACCGAAUAAGAUUCAGUACAAGAAUCGUUUGGUCGAGGCGGGAACAUUCGUUGUCGGGAUUGAUCCGCAGAAGUUCGAUGAUACUUUGAACAAGCCUGAGGUACAGACACGGAUUAAGGAACUCGAAGAACGAUACAAGGACGUCCAUGUCAUCAUUGGUGUUGAUCGAUUGGACUAUAUCAAGGGAUUGACCCACAAGCUGAAAGGAUAUGAUCGGUUCCUUGAUGACCAUCCGGAAAUGAAGAAUAAGGUUCUGUUGAUUCAAGUGGCGGUCCCAAGCCGUGAAGAUGUCAAGGAGUACCAGGAUUUGGAGACGGAGCUUAGCACAAUUGCUGGGAAGAUUAACGGGAAGCACGCAACACCAGAUGCUUCCCCCCUCUUAUACAUGCACCGCUCAAUUCCAUUUGAAGAAUUAACAGCCAUGUACUCCAUCGCCGAUGUAUGCCUACUUACAUCCUCCCGAGAUGGUAUGAACCUUGUAUCCUUCGAGUACGUCGCGUGCCAGGCAAAGCGCCACGGAGUACUUGUGCUUUCUGAGUUUGCUGGAGCAUCCGUCUUCAUGAAGGGUGGAAGUGUCAAUUUCCAUCCGGCAAAUACAUCCGAACUCGCGCAGUCAAUCCACAAGGCCGUGACGAUGAAUGGGAAGGAGCGUAAGGAAAGAUAUGAGAAAUUGAGUGAAUUUAUCAAUACUAACACGAGCGCUGAAUGGGGAAAGAAGUUCAUUGAUAGCUUGUCGAGGAGGCUGUGAUUAUCUAUAUUUUUUUGUAUAUAAAUCAGACUGGCCCGCCAAGUCAAUAGGCGUGUGACAGAUUGUCAUUAUAGCACUUUAGCC
Aspergillus ruber CBS 135680 is the source of this 1509-nucleotide messenger RNA. Its product is annotated as trehalose-6-phosphate synthase. Gene Ontology annotation, molecular function: catalytic activity. The transcript is spliced from 5 exons. Gene Ontology annotation, cellular component: alpha,alpha-trehalose-phosphate synthase complex (UDP-forming); cytosol. NCBI's taxonomy places the organism in Eukaryota, Fungi, Ascomycota, Eurotiomycetes, Eurotiales, Aspergillaceae. Gene Ontology annotation, biological process: trehalose biosynthetic process; cellular response to heat. The record is from RefSeq and is a predicted model, not a curated record. The coding region runs from base 1 to 1425 and encodes 474 amino acids.